AUGGAGAAGAUGGCCAGGGUCACCACUGCCCUGGGGGGCAACGCGCUGACUGGCCGCACCAUGUUCUGCCACCUGGACGCCCCUGCCAACGCCAUCAGCGUGUGCCGCGACGCUGCCCAGGUGGUGGUGGCCGGCCGCAACAUCUUCAAGAUCUACUCCAUCGAGGAGGAGCAGUUUGUGGAGAAGCUGAACCUCCGCGUGGGCCGCAAACCUUCCCUGAACUUCAGCUGCGCCGACGUGGUGUGGCACCAGAUGGACGAGAAUCUGCUGGCCACAGCCGCCACCAACGGCGUGGUUGUCACCUGGAACCUGGGCAAGCCAUCCCGCAACAAGCAGGACCAGCUGUUCACGGAGCACAAGCGCACUGUCAACAAGGUGUGCUUCCACCCCACCGAGGUGUACAUGCUGCUCAGCGGCUCCCAGGACGGCUACAUGAAGUGCUUUGACCUGCGCAAGAAGGACUCUGUCAGCACCUUCUCUGGCCAGUCGGAGAGUGUACGUGACGUCCAGUUCAGCAUCCGGGACUAUUUCACCUUUGCCGCCACCUUUGAGAACGGGAACGUGCAGCUGUGGGACAUCCGCCGGCCCGACCGCUACGAGAGGAUGUUCACGGCCCACAACGGGCCUGUCUUCUGCUGUGACUGGCACCCAGAGGACAGGGGCUGGCUGGCCACAGGUGGCCGUGACAAGAUGGUGAAGGUGUGGGACAUGAACACGACGCGGGCCAAGGAGAUCUACUGCGUGCAGACCAUUGCCUCGGUGGCACGGGUGAAGUGGCGCCCCGAGUGCAAGCACCACAUCGCCACCUGCUCCAUGAUGGUGGACCACAACAUCUACGUGUGGGACGUGCGCCGCCCCUUCAUCCCCUCCGCCAUGUUCGAGGAGCACAAGGAUGUCACCACGGGCAUCGUGUGGCGGCACCUCCACGACCCCUACUUCCUCCUCUCGGGCUCCAAGGACAGCACCCUCUACCAGCACAUCUUCAAGGACGCCAGCCAGCCCAUUGACCGCGCCAACCCCGAGGGGCUGUGCUACAGCCUCUACGGAGACCUGGCCUUCGCCGCCAAGGAGAGCCUCAUCUCCUCCGACUCCAACCGCAAGCCCUACAUCGGGGACCGGCGCCACCCCAUCUUCUUCAAGCGCAAGCUGGACCCCACAGAGCAGUUCGAGUACAUCUCGUCCUCCAGCGCCCUGAGCGUGUUUGAGACGGAUGUGGAGAGCGGCAGCAUGGACUGGUUUGUGCACACGGCCAAGCAGUACGCGCUGGCCGGCCGGCCGCUGGCCGAGCUCUGUGACCACAAUGCCAAGGUGGCCAAGGGGCUGGACCGCAACCAGGUGGCUCAGACGUGGACGAUGCUGAGGAUUAUCUAUUCCAGCCUUGGCACUGUGGCGUCCACAAACCUCAACCACAGCAUGGGGAAAGGCAGCACUGCCCUCCCACUCAUGAACAGCUUUAACCUGAAAGAUAUCCCUGCUGGACUGGGCAGCGAGUCCAGACUGGACCGCAGCAAAGGAGAAAGCCGCACAGAAAACAUCCUCAUGGAUUCCUCCUCCACCCUCAUCAACAACGAGGACAAUGAGGAGACAGAGGGCAGCGACGUCCCUGCGGAUUAUCUGCUGGGAGAUGUGGAGGCAGAUGAGGAUGACCUGUACAUGAUGGACCACGAGAACCCGCACGCUGAAGAGCAGGAAUACAGCCUUCCCCAGGAAGCCUUCCCCCUGCGCCAUGAAAUCGUGGACAACCCAUCAGCCUUGGACCACCUGCAGGACAAGGCCGACUCCCCUCACGUCAGUGGCAACGAGGCCGAGACGGUGUCGCUGACCCCUGUGGAGUCCUUCUCACUCAUCUCCAUCUCCCACUCUCUCUAUGAGAACCGCCUGCCCUCCGACUUCUUCAACCCCAUCGUGAGGGACACGUUGCUCUUCUACGCCGAGCAGGGCGACGUGCAGACAGCUGUGUCCGUGCUCAUCGUGCUGGGAGAGCGCAUCCGCAAGGAGAUCGACGAGCAGACGCAGGAGCACUGGUACACAUCCUACAUCGACCUGCUGCAGCGCUUCCAGCUCUGGAACAUCUCCAACGAAGUGAUCAAGCUGAGCACCUGCCGUGCCAUCAACUGCCUCAACCAGGCUUCCACCACCCUGCACGUCAACUGCAGCAACUGCAAGCGGCCCAUGAGCAACAGGGGCUGGAUCUGCGACAGGUGUCGGCAGUGUGCCAGCAUGUGUGCCGUGUGUCACCACGUGGUGAAGGGACUCUUCGUCUGGUGCCAGGGCUGCAGCCACGGUGGCCACCUGCAGCACAUCAUGAAGUGGCUGGAGACCAGCUCCCACUGCCCCGCCGGCUGUGGCCACCUCUGCGAGUACACCUGA
This is a messenger RNA of Sturnus vulgaris (Common starling), 2370 nucleotides long. RefSeq names its product WD repeat domain 24 (gene WDR24). NCBI's taxonomy places the organism in Eukaryota, Metazoa, Chordata, Aves, Passeriformes, Sturnidae. Gene Ontology annotation, cellular component: vacuolar membrane; GATOR2 complex; cytosol. Gene Ontology annotation, biological process: positive regulation of macroautophagy; positive regulation of TORC1 signaling; cellular response to amino acid starvation. The record is from RefSeq and is a predicted model, not a curated record. Gene Ontology annotation, molecular function: protein binding.